Messenger RNA from Necator americanus (New World hookworm), 2499 nucleotides. RefSeq lists its product as uncharacterized. NCBI's taxonomy places the organism in Eukaryota, Metazoa, Nematoda, Chromadorea, Rhabditida, Ancylostomatidae. Gene Ontology annotation, molecular function: ATP binding; aminoacyl-tRNA deacylase activity; alanine-tRNA ligase activity. The record is from RefSeq and is a predicted model, not a curated record. Gene Ontology annotation, cellular component: mitochondrion; cytoplasm. Bases 1 to 2499 code for a protein of 832 amino acids. The transcript is spliced from 19 exons. Gene Ontology annotation, biological process: alanyl-tRNA aminoacylation.
AUGUUUGCCCCUAGGCAAAGCUAUAAUAUAGAACGGUUGAAGAAACAGAUUGCAUAUCGGCUUAGACCGGUCCGAAGCUUUAUGUCAACAAAUGACGUGCGGAGAAACUUCAUUAAUUUCUUUGAAAACAAUGAUCAUAUCCACGUACCGUCAUCUUCCGUUAUACCUCCUUUUGAGGAUCGAUCCUUGUUAUUUACGAAUGCUGGCAUGAAUCAGUUUAAAUCAUUACUACUGGGAGGGACGGACAACAGAUGGGCAUCUUUGCGACGUGCUGUCAGCUAUCAGAAAUGCAUUCGAGCAGGCGGGAAGCAUAAUGACUUGGAGGAUGUUGGUAGAGAUCUACACCACCAAACGUUUUUCGAAAUGCUUGGAAAUUGGUCUUUCAAUAGUUCGUAUACGGAGGAAGACGCCUGCAAGCUGGCGUGGUUCUUUCUCACCGAAGUACUUUCAAUUGAACCAGAUCGUAUCUACGUUUCUUAUUUUGGAGGAUCGACGAAGUUGGGCAUACCUGCGGAUGAAAACUGCAAACAUAUAUGGCUGAAAAUUGGGGUUCCUCAGUCUCACAUCCGUCCCUUUGUCAAUGAAAACUUCUGGGAGAUGGGUUCUACUGGCCCUUGUGGGCCAUCUACGGAGAUCCAUUUUGAUCGCAUAAAUGGCCGCAAAGAUGCCGCACAUUUAGUGAAUAUUGACGAUUCCGUUGUGGAGCUUUGGAAUAUUGUAUUUAUUUCCUUAGUGAGAACACCAAAUGGCGAUUUGCACUCUCUGCCGAGCCACCAUAUAGACACUGGAAUGGGUCUUGAGCGUUUAGCAGCAGUUGUGCAAGGUGUUCCAUCAAAUUUCGAUAUAGACGCAUUUACACCCAUUAUGAAACAUAUAUCGAUGAUUUCUAAACUGGGACCAUAUCAAGGACGUGUUGGUAAAGAAGACGUAGAUGGUCGUGAUGCAUCGUAUCGUAUCCUUGCGGAUCACAUGCGGGCUGUUGUUGUUGCACUUGCGGACGGUGUUGAGCCGAGCGCAUUGGAUGCAGGGUUUAUUAUACGGAAGAUGUUACGAAGAUCAUUUUGGCAUGCAUCGGCGCACUUAGGAAUUGAACGUUUCGCCUGCUCUGAGUUGGUUCCUGUUGUUAUAGAAACACUUAGACAAGCGUAUCCAGAUCUCGAUACCGCAGCAGAACGAAUACAGAAAUGCGUAGCAGACGAAGAAAAUCAUUACUGGAAAGUUGUUGACAUGGGACAAACCCUAUUUCAGCAAAUGCGGUUGAAGAUGCCUGAAGGAGCUACAGUUUUUCCAGGCGAAAAUGCAUUUAUCCUCCACGAUACACAUGGUAUUCCUGUUGAAAUAACUGAAGAUCUAAGCAAGAAGCAUGGUUUAACAGUUGACAAAGAGAAGUUUUUGGAACUCAAAGAGGAAGCCAAGAUCCUGUCAAAGAGCAAGAGCGAGUUUUCAUUAUCGUCUUCUUCUCUAGAUACUACUGGUUUAAAGGAUCACUCAGAUAAAGCUAAAUACAGCUACCAGCUUGACAAAAAUGGAUCGUAUAUUUUCCCCACCAUCAAUACAAAAAUACUAGCAGUUUUUGGUGAUAGCGAACGUGUUAAUUCGAUAAGUUCUUCUGGUUCCUUAGUUCUUGAAGAAUGUCAAUUCUUUGCUGAGGAAGGCGGACAGAAGUGUGACAAAGGUGUUUUGGAAGUAAACGAGGUUCCCGUGUUUGAAGUAUCAGCUGUUGAAAAGAUUGGUGAUUUGAGUGUUUUACAUGGCGAAGUCAUUGGCAACAACAACCUGGCUGAAGGUUCACGAGUCAGGCAGAGGAUUCACGUGGAUCGUCGUCUAGCUUUAAUGCGCGCACAUACGGCGACUCAUUUGGUCAACUGGGCUCUAAAACGUUUGGGGGCAGGAAGAGGACAACGCGGAUCUUCAAUUGAGGAGGAUUCGCUAAGAUUUGAUUAUGCUACUGACGACUGUGCUGGCGAAGAUGACAUAGUGGAAAAUGUUGAUUCUCUCAUACAUUCUGUGAUAUCGCAAGAAAAACAUGUGGUCAUGGAGGAACUACCUCUUAAAAGAGCGCUUGAGAUUCCUCAGCUACAGUCUGAAUUCAAGCAGGGAAAGGAGUAUCCAGAGGUAGUUCGGGUUGUAUGUGUUGGUGAUAGUUUAGAUGAUGCAGUUGCUGUGGAGUGUUGCUCUGGAACCCAUGUUCUCAACACAUCCUCACUUAUUGACUUCGCUGUAAUUAGCGAUCGAUCGUCUGCAAGAGGGGUUCGGAGGAUUCUGGCCCUCACCGGAGAAAAAGCGAGGCAAUGUUGGAGUUACGGUAAACAGGUUCUAGUACGCCUUGAGUCUCUAAGAGAUCUGCCAAAUGGAAUGGAGAACAGUGACAUACAUAAAGAGGAGAUUCAAUGGACUCGUAUGCCAUACCAGUACAACGUUCGUGCUCGAAAACUACUCAAAUUAAUUAAGAAAAAGCGGAAACUUAAAAAUGACACGCUAUUAGUGGCGGAAGAUUAG